Molecule: messenger RNA, 1785 nt
Organism: Culicoides brevitarsis
Lineage: Eukaryota; Metazoa; Arthropoda; Insecta; Diptera; Ceratopogonidae
Product: protein tumorous imaginal discs, mitochondrial-like
Exons: 3
Coding region: 62-1669 (535 amino acids)
Biological process (GO): protein folding; negative regulation of apoptotic process; response to heat
Cellular component (GO): mitochondrion
Molecular function (GO): ATP binding; heat shock protein binding
Source: RefSeq, a predicted model, not a curated record
UUCAUCAUUGUUUGAUCACUAUACAUAAAUACAUAUAUUUUAUUAAAUACAUUUUAGUCAAAUGGCUGCACGAGGGAUAUUUUGCAGAUCAUUUCAUCAAUAUCUUAAGUACUUUGGAACCAAGUACCUUCAGACGACACUCAACCGAAAUUAUAGUGUAUGCUUGUUAUUAAAACGUUCUUCUCUUUUUAAAUCACCGAGUAGUUUAUCAGAAACACAGGAUAAUGGAAUAGAUACGUUGAAAAAGGUUCUACAUAAAAAAUACAUUCAUACAACUCCAAUCCUGCUCCAAAUCAAAAAAGAUUAUUAUAGUAUACUGGGAGUUCCUAAAAAUGCAUCUUCAAAAGAUAUAAAAAAAUCGUAUUACCAAUUGGCAAAAAAGUAUCAUCCUGACACAAAUAAAGGAGAUCCAAAUGCUGGUAAAAAAUUUCAAGAAGUAUCAGAAGCUUAUGAAGUUCUUAGUGAUGAAACAAAACGACGAGAGUAUGAUACAUUUGGACAAACUCAUGAACAAAUGAAUAUGGGAGGACGACAUCAAGGUGGAAAAGGUCCACAAGGUUUCGCACAAGACUGGCAAUUUCGAUCAACUAUAGACCCAGAAGAAUUGUUUCGUAAAAUAUUUGGGGACUCUGCUUUUAAAGGAGGAUUUGAGGAUUUUGCCGAAACACAGUUUGGAUUUGGUGGUGCUCAGGAAAUUGUAAUGCGCCUAACAUUUUCUCAAGCAGCAAGAGGUGUGAACAAAGAUAUAGAUGUCAAUGUUGUAGAUACUUGUGGCCUAUGUCGCGGCUCUCGUUGUGCACCUGGAACUAAACCAGGAAAAUGUCAAUAUUGUAAUGGUACUGGAAUGGAAACUAUAUCGACUGGUCCAUUUGUGAUGCGUAGUACUUGUAGGUAUUGUCAAGGAACACGUAUUUACAUCAAAUAUCCAUGUACAGAGUGUGACGGUAAAGGACAAGGAGUACAGCGUAGGCGAAUCACGGUACCAGUACCAGCUGGCGUGGAAGAUGGACAAACCGUUAGAAUGGCUGUAGGAAGCAAAGAAAUAUUUAUUACAUUUAGGGUAGAAAAGAGCAAUUACUUUAGACGGGAAGGUGCAGACAUUCACACCGACGCAAUUGUUUCAUUAUCACAAGCUAUUCUGGGAGGUACAAUACGAGUACAGGGUGUUUAUGAAGAUCAAACAAUUCAAGUAAUGCCUGGUACAUCUUCUCAUACCACCAUUUGUUUAACAAACAAAGGACUAAAACGUGUUAACUCGUAUGGAAAUGGUAAUCAUUAUGUACACUUAAAAAUUCAAGUUCCGAAGAAAUUGUCAGCUAAGCAAAAAGCUUUAAUACAGGCAUAUGCAGAACUUGAAGAGGAUACACCUGGACAAAUAUUAGGUGUAACACAAAAAACAGAUGGUAAGUCUCGGUCAUUCACAGAAAACAAUGAUUGGUCAAUGAAUGGGUCUAACCAUAAGCAGGACGAAGAAACUGUUGAUCAUAAUAUUACAGGCAGUUCUGGUCAGUCAAGGAAUAAUACGAUGCGCGAAUCUUAUUUUAUUGGGGUUUUAAUAAGUUUUGUCAUAAUUUUAUACAUUAUACAAACAAAUUAUUAUGAAUCUGAAAAGGAAUCAGUAGCUGAAAGAAUUAGAAUCAAAGAGCAACAAAAAUCUUCAAUGCAAUAAACUUAGAGCAUUGAGUUUCUAAAAUAUUCAGUUGUUUCAAGUAACUAAUUUUAAGAAAAAUUUUCUGUCUAGUUUGAAACAGGAACUGUAUUCAUACAAUUUAUUAUUUUCGUAUA